Messenger RNA from Trypanosoma conorhini, 1215 nucleotides. Its product is annotated as myosin heavy chain. The record is from RefSeq and is a predicted model, not a curated record. The annotation marks the transcript as partial. The transcript has a single exon. Lineage: Eukaryota; Euglenozoa; Kinetoplastea; Trypanosomatida; Trypanosomatidae.
GGAGGCCGAGAACGGGAAGCUGGCGGAGGACCUCGCAGGAAGGAGGCCGAGAACGAGAAGCUGGCGGAGGACCUCGCAGAGAAGGAGGCCGAGAACGGGAAGCUGGCGGAGGACCUCGCAGAGAAGGAGGCCGAGAAUGAGAAGCUGGCGGAGGACCUCGCAGGGGAAGGAGGCCGAGAACGAGAGCUGGCGGAGGACCUCGCAGAGAAGGAGGUCGAGUCUGAGCGGCUUACAGCGAGUCUGGCUGUGGCUCGAAAAUCUCUUGAAGAGGCGUUGCAGAGUGUGGCUAAUGCUGAUGCAAAGGAUACUGAAGUGAGCGAUCUGCGUCUAAAGGUGAGUGAUUUGGAGGAAGUUGUGGAGGCCAAAAAUGCUCAUUUACAGGCUUUGAAUGAGCGUCUUGAGGCGCUGGUGAAGGAGCUCAGCGAGAAGCGAGAGGAACUGAUUCAAGUGAUUGGCCAUUUGGAUGGCUUUGUGACAAAGCUAGAGAAAGCGCGUGAGGGGGAGAAAGUGGCUGUGGAGAGGCUUGCUGCGCGGGAUCAGGAGCUCUUUGAACUGGAAAGCAUGCAUAGGAAGCUUCAGUCAGACCAUGAGCGAAUUGUGUCGCUGCUGCAGGAGCAGGUGGAGCAGCUUCGUGUGCAGCAGUCUGAGGCUGCCACGUCGUGUGAGGGAUUGAAAUCCAACGUCAGCGUCCUUCGCAAAGCGCUGCAAGAGGUGCAGGCAGCUUCAGCGGAUAAGAACGACGAGAUAACUCGUCUUAGGGAGGAGUUAUUUUCCCAGCAGGAGGAGGCGCAGGCGCUGCUUGACAAGGUGGCGGACGAGCGGGAUCAGAAGUCGCUGGAAGUGAGUGAUUCACUAACGAAGCUCGAGGAGUUCGUUGAACUUAUGCAGGAUCUUCGCAAGUCCGAGGAGGAUGCGCUGCAGAGGAGCGCCGAUGCGGAGCGGUCACUCGCCGGGGUUCAGGAAGAAUUGGAGCGGGUUCGCGCGCGGGAGGCGAAACAGUGGGUUGGAGCCAAGGACGAGUCGGAGGUGGGCGCAUUUCGUGCCGCAUCUGAUGCGGCGUGCGACGCGCGCGAACACGCGGAGGAGAACAGGAAUUUGAAGUUGUGUGUGAAUCUGCUGAUGGACGCCCUUUCAAAGAAUCAUAGCACCUUCGCUGCUUCGUUGGGUGUGUUCGAAGACGUCUGCGGCACACUGACAAAAAUGCAGGACGAAUGA